AUGUGGCCCCAUGCAAGCUGCGACGCUGUGAGCGUGGGUGCUGGCGGUGCCUGGACUUUGAUCCAUGUACGCGUUGGUAUAGCUGUGCGUUCAAACAACGUGGUCAUUGCGCAACAAGGGUAUGCCUCGUACGGCGACAAAUACGAGGUCGUUCCCCUUGAUGUCAUUAGCGGAGACUUCAGCGAGAUUAUCGCGCAGAAACUAUCGAUGUUAGGUUGGAACACAGUUACGAAGGAACAGGCAUUUAACGAAAGUGGCACAGACCCGAUGUUCGUCUACGACGUGGAGAAGACACCUUCGGAGCGCGCCAUCUGGAAAAUCUAA
Messenger RNA from Sparassis crispa, 324 nucleotides. RefSeq lists its product as hypothetical. NCBI's taxonomy places the organism in Eukaryota, Fungi, Basidiomycota, Agaricomycetes, Polyporales, Sparassidaceae. The record is from RefSeq and is a predicted model, not a curated record. The transcript has 5 exons. Bases 1 to 324 code for a protein of 107 amino acids.